Molecule: messenger RNA, 1076 nt
Organism: Actinia tenebrosa (Australian red waratah sea anemone)
Lineage: Eukaryota; Metazoa; Cnidaria; Anthozoa; Actiniaria; Actiniidae
Product: putative bifunctional dTTP/UTP pyrophosphatase/methyltransferase protein
Molecular function (GO): nucleoside triphosphate diphosphatase activity
Source: RefSeq, a predicted model, not a curated record
UUUUGAUCCCGCUCGUUCAGGGAAAUUGGACUGCCUGUGGAAUACGAGUCUGGUAACUAAUAGCCAGGAACGCCUGGCAAAUUCGUGUUUUGUGAUCAAAGUUAGCACACGACUGUGUUGUUUUAUUUUAAGCUAGUUUUAAAUUAAGUAAUUUACAGUACAGCACCAUGCUUGAACCUUUGAUGGACAAUCUAGGUUCCAAAUGUAUCGUAUUAGCCAGUGGAUCGCCAAGAAGAAGUGAAAUUUUAAGGCAAAUUGGAUUAAGAUUUAUUGUUUUGCCUUCGAAAUUCGAAGAAAACUUAGACAAAAGUCGGUUUGGUCAUCCAAAGGAUUAUGUACUUGAGAAUGCUAAACUAAAGGCUCUGGAAGUUGUAGAAAGAAUGGCACAAGAAAAACAUAAAGAAAAGCCAGAUAUUGUGAUAGGAGCAGAUACAGUUGUGGUCCAUGAAAAUAAGAUUCUUGAAAAACCCAAAAGUAAAGAUGAUGCAUUUGCCAUGCUUAGAAGGCUAAGUGGGUGUGAACACAAGGUGUAUAGUGGAGUAGCACUCGUGCAGCCAAGCACACAAACCAAAGAUAAUUCAAUAUUACCGGACCCAAAAAUAACCCAGUUUUAUGAAGAAACCUUGGUUACUUUUGGUGACCUCUCGGAAGAUGUCAUAAAAGGAUAUAUAGAAACUGGAGAACCAAUGGACAAAGCAGGAUCAUACGGUAUCCAAGGAAAAGGUGGCUCAUUGGUAACAGGUAUCCAUGGUGAUUAUUUCAAUGUUAUGGGCUUCCCUUUGUAUCAUUUUUGUAAACAAAUUAAAAAACUUUACGAGUAAGAAAAUAAUAGAACAACUUUUAUUAUUAAAAAUGUGUGAUAAAAAAUGUAGGAAUAGAGGAGAAAAAGAUACAAAAGUGAAAAGAUUAGAUUUACUUUCCAUUUUUAAGUGUUAUAUUUCAGGUAAGAAUGCCCUGUGUUCCAUAGGCUCUCCAAUGCAUUCCAGUCCUCUUGGUUGUAUGUUGAAACAAAGUUGUAUAAAUAGUGACUGACAGUCAAGUGAGACAAAAGAAAACAAUGGAAUUUUGGUCUACUA